UUAGUUGUCAUCCACGUUCCGUCGUGUUGUUUUUCUUGCGUCAAAUGCGUCAGGAGAGUGCGUACGCGUGUAUCGUCGACCACGUACGGGAAUCAAUCGGUCGGUCGCUACGCUAAUCAGUGUUAUCGUUAAAUAAAAUGCGCGUGAAAAAUGUUGCAAGAGGAAGAUAAAGCUCCGUACGAGAGCGUACUAGACCUGAAAGGGGAUGAUUAUCAACAACUCAGUGUUAUACACAAUUUACCGAGUCUCUUAGCUACAGACACGCAAUCAUGUAUGUCUCGUGUGGUACCAAAAAUGCAGCAAUCGUUGCCUACUGCAUCUACAGAGUUUCACCUUGCAGCCUCAUCUACGUUCAAAACAAUAUUAGAGCAGAAACUUGUCAGCCAUAAUGUCUUCAGUCAAACAUUCCUCCAAAGUAUAUUAAAUUCGCUUGACAGUCGUGAUCCAGUCGUUUGUGAUGCAUGGCUGGAGACCUUACUGGAUGUGAUAGAGUUACUGCCGGUAGAAGUCAUAAGAUUGCAGAUUCUUCCAUUGACUAUAAUGAAAGGACAAUUAUCACAACCUAUCUACUCCAGGGUAACGUGCAGCAGGUUACUAGGAAAAAUUUGUACAAGAUUUGAUUCUGCUAUGAUACAGAAGGAAGUUCUACCAACGGUACAUUCCCUCUGUCAGGAUGUAAAUAGCGAAGUACGAGCUAGUAUCUGCUUGCAGCUACGUUUUGUUGCCGAAGGCCUUGGUGCUGAGUCUGUAAAACCUGCUUUGUUACCGUCUCUCGUAGAAUUAGCAAGCGACGAAGAAAGCAAUGUAAGAUGCACCUCUGUACAGACAAUAGUGUACUUGCUACCUCAUCUUCAAGAAGAUACAAUAAAAACUACCAUAGUGCCACUUGUUAAAAAAUUAUGUGAGAAUGCAAUGAAAUCGGACGAUAAUGUGAUAUGCAUUAUUGCCCAGGAGUUUGGAAAGCUCGUACUUGGUUUGGAAAAAUGCUUAUUACCCACGGAAAAAGCAUGGUUUUUAAAAUAUUUUCAACAACUUGCGCAAAUGGGUAUUGUCUCGAUGAAAAAAGAGUCCAAACCUCACCUUCUGUUUAUGACUAGUAAUCCAGCCGAAGAUGAGAAAUAUAUGGAAUGCAGAAGGUGUUGCGCUUUUAAUCUACCCGCAAUGUUUCUUUUUGUGUCAAAUUCGUCGGACGAUACGGACGCGUUACUUCUUACGUUUAACGCGUUGGUGAACGAUCACUAUUACAUGGUUAGAAGAACUGUAGCAAGUGGAAUUCAUGAAGUGGCUAAGAUAUUGGGUCCAAAGAGCGGUCGAAUAAAAUUAGACCUAAUAAAAUUAUUAAAGGAUGAUUCGAAGGAAGUUCUACAAGGUUUAGUUCCUCACAUAGGAUUACUGCUUGAUUGUUUAGCCGAAAGUCAAACUAUCGGAGUAGAUAGGAUGGACUCUACUCUGAUGGAAAUUGGCAGAGCAUUAAUAAUAUGUGAAGUAGAAAUAUCAUCUACACGUAAUUGGAGACUAGCGGUAUUAAUGCAUUCACAGCUCGAAAUAAUAGUCAAAUACUUUCCAAGCGAUUUUAUAUAUUCAAAUUUUGUGCCAAUGGUUUUUUUCAGAAUAUUACACGCUAGGCCAAUACCUGUACGUCUUGCCGCGGGAACGUUAUACCUUUUCCUUUUACGUUAUAACAUGAAACCUACUCAAAGGGUAGAACUUCGAAGCAGGUUAUACACAGAGCUGGCUAACAGUCCCGACUGUUACGUGAGAAUGAUGUUUGUUCGUAUGAUGGUAGAGGCCUUAGAAAUUUUCUCUUCCGUAUAUUUCAAGGAACACUUUUUCAACGUUUUAUUGAACAUGGCUGAGGAUCCUGUAGCCAACAUUAGGAUUAAAGUAGUUUCCCUGUUGCCUCAAUUGAAAGGCCUGUUAUGGAUACCGACGGAUAAAAAAUUGUUAACGGCGUUAGAGACGACUAUAGGACAUUUAAUGAACAGCGAAAAGGACAGAGACGUAAUUGCCGUGUUAGCAACUGUUGUGCGGAAAUUGAACGAGAUGAAACUUAAAUACGAUGGCCAAACUCCAGCGAGUAAACAUACGAAGCAAGAUAUCGAGGAUACUAGGAAAUUAGAAGAAGAGAAAAGAUUGUCAGGACUGACGCCUGGAAAAUCUUCGUCCGGAGGGACUGCAAUGAAAAAGGGUGCAUGGCGACGACCACCGGAUAAUCCAGGGAAAACAAUACCGCCGACAUCAUCAAAGGAAGGUAGUGGAUCACCUCGUCACUCGAGCGAAGGAACAAGAGGAAGAAUUCAACUAACACAUCCUUGGGAAAGACUAGGUCAUACUAACUCGAAUGCUAGUACGACCCAUGCUAACUUUGAGAGUGGGCCAUGUCACGAUUUUCUGAUGCAAAAGAUGCAACAAAAUCGCUCGAAAUUGGCCUCGUUGCCGUUGAUAGUAUGGCCGGAUUCGUGCGAGUGCAACUACGAGGAGGAGAACAAUGUCCAUUCUUGUCCCCCGUCCGACUACGCUACAUCCGUUUUCCUGGCGUUCAUGAGAGAAAAUCGACGAAAGUCGCAGCAAAACUCCCUACUAACACGAGACUAUGCGCGUGAAUUCUCCACUAACAUCGCUAGCAAGGACACUGCCACUGCGAGAACGUUUUCCAGUGCUCCUAAUCUGGCUAUGCUCAGAGCACUGACCAAAGCGGCUCACUAUAACUCUUGUUGGCCCUGUAGCUCGAUGCCGGAAAUACCGGUGAUGCUGUCGGACGACGAGUUCCUCGUGGACGCCGGUAUCCGGAUACCUGCGCAAUUCUCUUCGCAAAGCAUGUCGAAGAUACCGCACCUGCAGGAUUCGGUAUUCGGAAAGAGAAGGGGUUCGUUCAAUUUCGACCGUUCGCGUAGCGUCGGCAUGAACUUCGAGAAAGGGAAACCCAAGAGGAAUUCGUCCGUCGAGUACGAGGAUUGCAUGAAACGGAGAACCAACGGUGCCGAUCAAUCGAACAACGGAAGGACAUCGAUGGACUGCGAAGAUGACAUGAGAUUGGUGAAGGAGAGUCAACAGUUGGGCAAAAAGGACACGGUGUACAUCGGGCCGAUGAUGAGGUCGAGAUUCGGGUUCGGUGUGAAUCAGGAGCGAUCGAUAGAGGAGAAGAUUAAACGUAACUCGCUGAUAUUGGAUAAGGACAAGCCGAAGAUUUUGCAGUCAAAGUGCGCGCUGGAUAGGACUAAGCGGCAUUCAGCGAGUUUCGAUAAGGGAAAGCCGAAGAGAAACUCGUCGAUCGAGUACGAGGACGACAUGAAACGUAGAACGAACGGAACUAACCACCAGCCGAAGGAUCUCAGGACCUCGAUCGACUACGAGGACGGGUUAAGACUGGGGAAAGAUGAUCAACAACUGGACGCAAAGGAUUCGUCGAUGUAUCUCGGGUCUCUGGUUAGAACGAGGUUCGGGUUUGUCAAUCAAGAAAGAUCGAUGGACGAGAAGAUGAAACGAAACUCGUUGGUGUUGGAGAAGGAUAAGCCGAAGCUGGUGCACGCGAAAUGCACGCUAGAUAGGACUAAACGACACUCGGCGAACUUUAGCUUAAAGCAGACGGACACGAAGGAUAUUAAACCCAAUUUGAAAUGCCACAGCUUAGAAGUGGUCGAUUACGUGCCAAGCGAACGCCUCGGCAGGGCCCUCAGGCGGUAUUCAACCUUGGACGUGAAUCAUAAUCAGGGACUUAGCAAAAUACCCUUAAGGAGUUUUGUACCUCGUAGUAGAACCGCUCCAGCUACCAGAGCCUCGAGCCCGGUACACAUAGACAAGCUGUGUCGAAUGCCGUUUUGGGAAUCCUAGAGACAGACAAACGCGAAAUCACGGAUACAUUUCAAACAGACGAGACGAAAAGAUUCCUACGUCCAUCGGUUUUAUCGCAUUUGCUAAAUCGUCGCAUUACAGGUUACAGAGAUAGAAUAUAUUCGUGGGAUACACGUGGUGGCUUUUCUUCCGUUUUGUUCGCUGCACACAAUUUGGCUCGAGAGAUCGUCGUGAAUCAUGUAUCUUCCUUUUCUACCUGUAAAUUUUCUUAACAAAUUCAUGAUUACAUAUCCUGUGUAGGUUGACCGUUGUAAUCAUAGUACAUUCGAUAGGGAGAGCAAUCGUAUUUCCAAUGGUCAGAGAACGUUAGGUUCGCGAUCAACGAAGAACGAUAGUAAUGCCUCUGCCUCUAAUCUUUCGAGAAGAUUUUUCCAAACGAGUAGUCGGCUAUUGAAAGGCGUCAAAUUAAUAAGAUUACGGAGUCGCAGGCAUCACUGUUCGCUCAACUAUGAUACCGUUAAUAAAAUUUCGACAGUGGAAAUCUAUUUCCAUCUCUCAUCGUAGCUAUUGAGAACAGUAAACUUCGCAAACAGUUUCUCAGCAUUUUCUUUCACGAAUUAACGAGGUACUCAACAAAAUUGUUACGAGGGCUGUUUAGCUAGUUUGUUAUCUCGUGCCUUUUUCACAGAGCCAUCUAACGCUCUACGCCGCUUCUCGUAGACAGCCUAAUAAUAUAUGUAUAUUCCAGUUCGUGCGCGAUCGGUAUGUUUCUCAUCACGUUCCAUUGUUAGGAGAUGCCGCCGAGGCGCAAAUAGAAAAUCUAAAGCCUUCGAAGAACGGGUAUCGUUGCAUUAAAGUAUUUCGUAACUGUUACCAGUAACGAUCGGCAGUAAAUCGGAUACUAAAUGAAUAUUUCGAUAGAUUCGUUUGAUCCGGUCGUGUCGUAAUUAAAUGCACGAGAUAAAUUGCAUCGAUGAAACGAGUUUUUCGAAACGUUCCGUUUACUAUUCCCGAUGCAUUUCUAAUCGAUUGUUACACGCGACAACUAUUAAGCAUUCGUGAUUCGCAUUUCUUUUAAUCGCGAAUAGUUCUGUAUUAAAAAAAGAAAAAUGUCUCUUUUGAUAUAUCGAUCGAGAGGAUAUAUUGCGAUAAUAGUUAAACGAAACAGACACGCAUGUUUGAGUUUGAAGACUGUUAUCGAAACCCGUAAGAGUAAGGAAAAAGAAGAUAAGACUAUUUUGCACUUUAUUUUAUAGCUGCAUAUCUAAUACGUAUUGGCCUACGAAGAGAGUGAAAAGAAUUAUUCUUAUUGUUAAUAGAGUUUAAAGAGCAGUUGUUAUUCAUUAAUUGAAUAUAUUCUAAUAGAUUAUUAUACUAGGAGAUAACAGAAAAUAAAACGAAGAUAGGGUUACAGUAUUGUGUAAUAGCCAAUUCUAGGUCUAGUCUUGAAUAGUUAUAGAAGCAAGGGUAAUUACGAUGCCUGUAAAAAAGGUGUUCUUCAAACCCUGGAUACGUUUUGUACUUUGCUUUUUACGACCGUCCUUUCAUUCUCUUCUUCUUUAUAAAUUUCUUAAGUUGUAGCAUCUUAGCGGGUACAGAGAUUGUUCUAUUAGUGUCGCUCACUGACGGGUUUUAUUAUCACUUUUAAUAGAGCAACGUAUCGAACUGUGCGGAGAUAUGAACCUAGUAGUAAUUUUAGAAGCGUGCAAUAUUUAUGCGUUUUAAUUUAAUCGUCUCGAGUAUAGUUUCGCUUUUGCACCAUAUAAAGAGAACGAUACUAGUUGUAUCUAGCUAGCUGUACCAUAAUUUUAUUCGAUAUCGAUUCACGAAUAUUGACGCCGACAGAUUCCGCCUUUAUUUAACGAACCAGUGAAAUCCACCAGGGAAGACAAUUAUAAUUUUUUUCAAGCGCUACCUUAGGGAUCGUCGAUUCCCUCGUAAAACUUUAAACGAUUAAAAACCUCUUCCCUGCACCGCAGAUCGGAGUACUGUUGUGUCUUAAGUAAGAAAUAUCCACAAAAUAUCAUACGUUCUUAACAUGUACAUAUAGAGACUGACCAAGACGAUUUAAAAAAGAUGUCUAUGCAUGUAUACCGCAUCCAAAAAAACAAAAAAAAAAAAAAAAAAAAAAAAGAGGAAAGAGGUUCGGAAAUGUCUAAGUACGAAAACACCAACAAAGAUAUAUUAAUGCAAGAAAGGAGCACCGUGUAAUAUCUUCGCAAGAAUAUUUUCAUUGAGCUUCAAGAGAUGAUAUAUUUUCGAGCGGAGGAAAGAAUAAUGAGAGAUAUAAGACGCUUCGAAGCCAAAGAUAUUUGAUUUCUAACAGUAUGAAAUUGAACAACGUACAAAGUCUUAAAGGCAUUACGUACUUGUUGUGUACCAUAUACGUAAAACCGUUGUAAGCUUUACAGCGCAAGUGCCAUUGAAUACACGGGGAUUUAAACGCCUGGAGAACGGUACCAUCGAUGGUAUUCUCGAUUAAAUCACAAGAAACAACACUCUCGAAUACCCAAAUUACAUGCCACCGGAUAGUUGUCGCGAAAUUUGUACGAUAUUUAACGUCCGUAGUCUCGGUUAUUCGAGCCAAAAAAAAAAAGUAGCAUAGUCGUAGUGUUUCAAUAUCGUUAAAGAAAACGAGGCAUCGAACGUUCUAUUAACUUGCUCGUUACGCUCGAUGCUAAUUAGUUUCGACUUUUUAUCUUUUCUCGUUCGUUUCGUUGUAAGUACGAAUUCUUAGGGAGUGUAAAAUUGCUAGUCGAUCCGACGCUGAGAGUUAAUUACUAUAAUUUCCAUCUCCAAACGAGAUCCCAAUUUUUGCACAAGCUGCUAAACAUCGAGAUACUCCUCGUUAAUAUUCGAAUAUCACAGUACAUUUUAUACUUGUUGAUUUCUUCGUUUUUACAUUGACUUGGAUAAUUUGUCAAAGUAUAAAGCAGCGAAUUGUAGGAAAGUUUUUUGAUGUUUAAGUAUCAACGAAGAGCGACUGUGGAUCAUAUUUUAUGUUUAGUGACUAGGACCGAUCAAUUGUUGCCGUAUUUGAUUGCGACGUAAGGUCAUACUGCUACCGUACAUUUACAUAACGUAGCGAAGCUUAUUCUGUUAUUUUUUAUAGGAGAUUUUAGGGUAACAUUGACCGUACGAUUCGCGAAAAGCGAGAAAUCGUGUAAUCCGUGGAAACUCGAAUCGAUACGAUGGAAAAUUUCCAAUUUAAAAGUAAUUGCAUUUACGACACGUUCAAACUUUCGUCAAAACACUUUGCGUAUCCGCGGGAUCGUACGGUCGUUGGAUCCGCCAGGCGACAAAACUUCAUUUUUUAUAGAAAAUCUUAGAAUAUAUACAAUGUAAAAAAAAAAUGUAAACGCAUACAUGGUUAACGAAACUGAACAAAUUGUUAAAUGUGCAAUUAGGGGCCGUAGAGGGACGCGCGGUUCGAAGAAAAACAAGUUGAAUUGAACGAAGAGCGUUGCUCGAGCGCGUUUGUGGGAGGAUUAGAAACAGAACGCGGGGAAAGUAAAUUUCCUCGAACGUCGAGCAUAUUCAUCAAGAUUUAUCGCUUAAAUGCUGCUAAUUUAUUUUUGUACAGAUCUACCGUACGGUAAUACUAACUUUUGUGCCAGAAAGUAAACGAAAAAAAUACACAGUCUAAUUAUAUACGUAUGUAAGUAUAUGCAGCACGGAAGAGCGAAAGUAUACAUAUACACCGAACACGCUAACACUACGCAACACAGAGACACACACACACAUACACUGGAUACAGUAUACGUAUGGUUCUGUAAACAGACGUUCAUUCUUAACAACGUAUGUAUUUCUUUCUUUAUAUACGUAGAGAAAAGAAAACAAGUACUUUUUAUUCCUGACAUUGUUAAUACGUAUAUACACAUACGUAUUACAUACAUCUGCGUACAUAAAAUCGAGGAAUCUGGAUCGUCGAUUGUCGCCAAUUUUAACUUUUCGCACGAUCGAGGAAGAAGAGAGAAUUCACUGUGUUUGUAUAAUUUAUUUAUCGUGUACAAAAGAAGAAAUCUGUUUUCGAACGUAACGGUUUGCUUUUCCAAGCGAACGGGCAACAUGUGAUGAUAAAAAAACAUAUAAAUACGUAUUCAAACAAGAGAACAGGAAAAAGAGAUAAACGAACAAAUAAUAAAGAGGACGUUCACGUUGUACGCGAUGAACGAUUAAAUUCGUGGAACGAUAUUUUUAUUACUCACGCUGCUCCCGUAAAGAAUAAGGAAUGUUAUAAAACAGAAACAAAAAAAAAAAUGAAUUGUAUUUUUGUGAGGUAUAUCUGUAAUAAAAAUAUAGUUAAAUGUAAAGAAAGUAUAUAUGUAUAUAUAUGUAUGUAUGUAUGUAUAUAUACAUAUACAUAUAUAUACACACGAAAGAAAAAGAAAAUGAACACCGCGAUCGUAGAUUUUAUUGGCUCUGUCGAUAUUAUAUUAUACAUCUGUUUUAAUAUACGUUA
This is a messenger RNA of Colletes gigas, 8254 nucleotides long. Its product is annotated as serine/threonine-protein phosphatase 4 regulatory subunit 4-like. Gene Ontology annotation, cellular component: protein serine/threonine phosphatase complex; cytosol. The transcript has 16 exons. Bases 151 to 3831 code for a protein of 1226 amino acids. Lineage: Eukaryota; Metazoa; Arthropoda; Insecta; Hymenoptera; Colletidae. The record is from RefSeq and is a predicted model, not a curated record. Gene Ontology annotation, molecular function: protein phosphatase regulator activity; protein binding.